GGAAGGGCGGCUAAGACCGGGGCCGGGACGAUUGAUUACCUGAGAGUCAAGGCCCUGACGUAGGGUGCUGUGGUGCCCCUAACCCGGUGUUCAUCCAACAAAACGCGGGACAUUUGCAACGAACGGAUCGGAGCAGGCAACUUUCACGUUCAUGACGCCGUUGAAACAGCGAUGGGAGCGUUUUGUUUCCCGGGUCAUCCUCGAGUCAGCGGAAUGCGAAGAUCAACGUCUCAGUACCCAGGUAAGAUUCAUGGUAGGUCGCUCGCGAUAUGCGCGUGGGGGGUCAGUGAGUCGCAGAUCCAUUCGCUGUCGUUGGCCGUCGGCAACGCGCCUGUGCCCAGGUUGCCGGAUCAACUGACACUCCUUGCGCGGGCGAUCAGCACUCGCUCCCACGCGUACCCCUUUCAACCAGCCGGGGACGAUCGUCUCUGUGGCUUCUGAUUGUUUUCAUACGUCUUUCUUGCGACGAGAUCAUCUCCAGUCAUUCAUCCCAAAUUGUUGGCAUUUCUCAAAUAGACAUGAAGCUCCUAGGCGUUGCCGUCUUGGGCCUGUUGGCCGCCCCGGAAGUGCUCGCAUGGGGAGGCUUUGGGCAUAUCACGAUUGCCUAUGUCGCCAGCAACUUUGUUCAGCCGCAGACGACAAGUUACUUCCAAACCCUCCUGCGAAACGACACCGCCGACUACCUCGCGAACGUGGCCACGUGGGCCGACUCGAUCCGCUAUACGAAAUGGGGCCAUUACACAGGCGUCUUCCACUUCAUCGAUGCAAAAGAUGACCCGCCCAACAACUGUUCCGUCGACCUCGACCGCGACUGCAAGGACGAGGGCUGCGUUGUGACGGCGAUCCAGAACUACACCUCGCAGGUUCUUGAUCCCUCCGUGCCGCUGUGGCUGCGAGCACAGGCCGCCAAGUUUGUGAUACAUUUUGUCGGAGAUAUUCACCAGCCCCUGCACGACGAAGAUGUGUCCAGAGGUGGGAACGGGAUCCACGUGCUGUUCGAAGGGCGCGAGCUGAAUCUCCACCACGUCUGGGACAGCUCGAUCGCGGAGAAGUGGGUGGGCGGCAUUAGGAGGAAACCAUAUCAUGAGGCGCAGUUGUGGGCGGAUGAGCUUACCGGCAAGAUUAAGGAUGGCGACCUGAAGGCCCAGAGCAAGACCUGGCUGGAUGGCAUGGAUUUUGCUAAUCCCAUUGAGACCGCCCUAGGCUGGGCUAGGGAAGGAAACGCAUACGUCUGUUCGCAUGUCCUCCCAGAGGGACCAGCGGCCAUCGUGGGACAGGAGCUAGGUGGGGAGUAUUACGAGAAGGCUGCGCCGGUGAUUGAAUUGCAGGUUGCCCGUGCAGGAUUCCGGCUUGCGGCAUGGUUGGAUUUGAUGGUGGCGGCGCUCAAGGUCGAAGCCGAGCCCGAGUUAUGAUUGGGGCAUGUAUGCGCAGGCUCAUUUCAGUUCACGUUAUAACAAAUCACCCUCCUCCACGAGGGACCGCGCCCCUUGUGAACAACCAGGAGCGUAUUCGCAGCAUCUGCGUCUGGAACUUUCUGGAGUCAAGCACGAUGGUGUAUGAUCUGACGAUGCAAAACGGCUUGUGUUCCCCUCAGUCCGGUUGCAGAUGUGCAAUAACCCCAACUUGGCACCCGGACUGGUAGCUGCCACAUCCUCAAGUUCAAACGAUCUCUUGUGCCGCGUGUCGUGCCUUUUCCUGUCAAGGCCUGUCAUCCUAGCACGGGUAUAGCCCGUCUGGUGGCUCAGGCCUGGUUCCCCGAGUCGUGACGCCACCUAGGCACAGGUCGGCAGCUGGUAAUGGUGGAUCGUGAACAGACCAGCACAGAAGACAAGCAAAACUGACAAAUUGUGCCAAAGUCAGUUUGGUGAGGGAGACCGCGCGCGCCCACAGACCUUCGACGUAGUCGGUUGAUGAUUGUCAUGGCGGCGACUGCCAAGCCGACUCAGGCUGGCGAGCACAUGUGUGGAAGCCGUUUAGGCAUUGCGGAAGAGCAGGAGGAUUCCUUGACUGAAGCUUGACGCCGGGGUUUUUGACGUCGAGUCGACAGACGAAAGCCUAUCGGGUAGGCUUGGCGGGCCGUGUCGAUGCAGGUACGGCCUCGAACUUUGGGCUUGGGCGGGAUGCGACCGACGGCCUGGGUCCCGACCCGCACGCAGCGGGCUCGGAAUGAGGUCAUGGUAAUAUCUGGGGCCGGGCUAUAGCCCACCUGGGUGAGAGCAGAGGGCAAGCCAGGGAUGUCCGGACUAUAACCGAAGUCAGUCUCGCCGACUGGCCGACCAAUCCUACUCUGCGUCCUCGCAGGGGCAGUCAAACAGCCAAGGUGUUUUGGGUGGUCCAAGAGGGCGACUCUUCGCGACUUGACGCCUUGGGUGCCCUCGUAGAAGACUGUCGCUCGUCUCGUCUAUAGGGCUCAUUCGCCGUACAUACGGCCCAUCAACGUGGUGUCGACGACUAAAGAAACAUUUGGCGAGAUGCGCGUGUUGGGUUUUACAACGAGUCGAAUCCCCGGCUCCACCCCGUUGAGACUUGGCCUCAAGAGGGCGGACAGGGUGGGCUUCCACUUGUUUUCUUCCCGGAAUGUGGAGUGGCCCGUGGCUUGUCCCACUGCCCAGAGCGAGGCCAAGGCCAAGGUGCGCUAGCCGAUCCCAUUGUUGUAUGAGCUCGAGGUUUGGUGCCGAGAUGCAACAAGGUCGGCCGAACGCUUGGAGGGAGGGGGGCCGAGACAGAGACAAGAUGACAGAUUGUCCGAUGGUAUUUGGCGCUGGCCGACGCAUUUCAGACCAUUAGCUGGAGGCUUACUCUGUACUCCAUUCCAU
Messenger RNA from Diaporthe batatas, 2816 nucleotides. RefSeq lists its product as uncharacterized. The record is from RefSeq and is a predicted model, not a curated record. The transcript is spliced from 3 exons. Gene Ontology annotation, biological process: DNA catabolic process. Bases 519 to 1412 code for a protein of 297 amino acids. Gene Ontology annotation, molecular function: endonuclease activity; nucleic acid binding. Lineage: Eukaryota; Fungi; Ascomycota; Sordariomycetes; Diaporthales; Diaporthaceae.